AUGGAUACAUCAGCAAAAGUGCCAGUCAAGCUCGCUACCGUCGUCAAGGUCCUUGGUCGGACUGGCUCCCGUGGAGGUGUCACACAGGUCCGCGUAGAGUUCAUGGACGAUCCCACCCGAACAAUCAUCCGGAAUGUGAAGGGACCCGUACGGGAGAAGGAUAUUCUGGCACUUCUGGAGAGUGAGCGUGAGGCGCGGCGUCUCCGCUGA
This is a messenger RNA of Sparassis crispa, 210 nucleotides long. RefSeq names its product 40S ribosomal protein S28-B. Gene Ontology annotation, biological process: maturation of SSU-rRNA; ribosomal small subunit assembly; translation. The transcript is spliced from 4 exons. The coding region runs from base 1 to 210 and encodes 69 amino acids. NCBI's taxonomy places the organism in Eukaryota, Fungi, Basidiomycota, Agaricomycetes, Polyporales, Sparassidaceae. Gene Ontology annotation, cellular component: ribosome; cytosolic small ribosomal subunit. The record is from RefSeq and is a predicted model, not a curated record. Gene Ontology annotation, molecular function: structural constituent of ribosome.